Molecule: messenger RNA, 856 nt
Organism: Impatiens glandulifera
Lineage: Eukaryota; Viridiplantae; Streptophyta; Magnoliopsida; Ericales; Balsaminaceae
Product: miraculin-like
Exons: 1
Coding region: 58-675 (205 amino acids)
Molecular function (GO): endopeptidase inhibitor activity
Source: RefSeq, a predicted model, not a curated record
GCCUAAUCUCCAAACUCAAUCUCCACAGUAGUUUGAUCUCAUAAUAAUAAAAGAACAAUGAAAACUUCAAUCUUUUUUAUACUCUCAUUCCUCUUCAUCUCGGCAUCCGCAACGACCGAUCGCAGUGCCGUUGUCGACACCGAUGGAAAUAAGCUCCGAGCGAAUACCGAGUAUUACAUCUUGCCCGUCAUCCGUGGCAUGGGCGGCGGCUUAACUUUAUCCUUCACCGGCCGUGUGAACACAACUGUCUCUUUCUGCCCACUCGAUGUCGUCCAGGCCGUGCAAGAAAUCGACAACGGACUACCAGUCACCUUCUCGCCGAUGAACCCAAAGAAAGGCAUCAUACGGGAGUGGACAGACCAGAAUAUCGAGUUUGCAGCUGCGACAACAUGCGUUCAGUCGACGGUUUGGGAGCUGACGGACCAGGACGAGGCGACAGGACUGAACUUCGUUUCGACCGGAGGGGAAAAGGGAAAUUAUGGGAGAGAGACGGUGAGCAAUUGGUUCAAGAUUGAGAAAUACGAGGAUGACUAUAAGUUGGUGUUUUGUCCCUCGGUGUGUGAUACAUGUAGGGUUAUUUGUAGGGAAAUUGGAAUAUAUAUUGACCAGAACGAAAGGAGGCGAUUGGUCCUCAGUGAUGUGCCUUUCAAGGUGAUGUUCAAGAAGGCAGAUUAAUUAAUCAUGAUUGUAAAAAUCAACCAAUUUCUAAUGAUACUUGUAUUGUUUCAUCUCCAAUGUUUCUGAAUAAGGAGAUCUUGUACAAAGGAGAAUAAGACACUUAUGUUUAAAUAAUCAAUAAAAAGAUAUUGUAAAAAAAACUUAUUUUCUAGUGUAAUAUACCCUAUUUAUCUUAAAA